AAUAGUAACAGUCGAAUAUAUAUUUUCGAUUUGUUAUCCACAUACGAAUUAAGAUAAUGAUUAUCAUAAUUUUGAUAAAGAGCCAGUCGUAAUUCGUUAUCAUAAAUUAAACUUAGUUUCGGUUCGGCAGCUUUAAAAUCAACAUGUCUACUCCAAAAAUUCGACUGUUGUCGCCAGAAUUACAGUUAAUUGCACGGACGGAAUUGUUUGAAGAUCCAAAUCAAAUUCAAGAAUAUUUGGAUAUAUUGAAGCAAUGGUUGGUCAAAUCUGUUCAUAUCAAAGCGAGAACGGAUGACCAGUUUUUAAUUGCAUUUCUUCGUGGUUGCAAGUACAGUUUAGAAAGAGCGAAGCAGAAAAUUGACAUGUUCUAUACAUAUCGAACUCAUCUAACUGAAAUUGUUGGGAACCGAGAUCCACUCGACACUAAGAUUAAUGAAGUGAUUAAAAACGGCGUUACGCUACCGUUACCGAUUACUGGAAGUCCUGGCUCACCGAGACUUCUUUUCUUUCGAAUGAACUCGUACGACCCGAGUCGUGUUAGAAUCGAAGAAAUCAUGAAAGUGUUUACCAUGAUCAACGACAUAUUGUUGAUUGAAGAUGAUAAUUCAGUAGUUGCGGGUCAAAUAUGUGUUUGUGAUGUGGGUAAUAUUUCCAUGGGUCAUAUUAUACAAAUGCAGCCUGCGUUUUUGAAAAAGGCGAUAAUGAUAUGGCAGGAAAGUUCACCGAUAAGACAGAAAGGAGUCCAUUACAUAAACGCUCCGAAAAUUUUUGAAAAGUUGUUCGCUCUAGUUAAAAGUCUGUUGAACGAGAAAAUGAGAAAUCGGAUUUUCAUGCAUCCCUCAUUGGACUCUCUGUACUCCAUGGUUCCGCGCGAAAUGAUGCCAAUCGAAUACGGAGGUACGGCCGGCUCUCUGCAAAGCCUAACCGAUGAAUGGGAAAAGAAAUUUUUGUCGCAUCGUGACUACUUUUUGACUGAGAGCUCGAUGUAUGGUGUUGAUGAGAAAAAACGAAUUGGAGCAGCAAAAAAUCCAUUACUUGGAAUUGACGGAACGUUCAAACAAUUGCAAUUCGACUAGCGACUUGAUAUUUAGAUUGCUGUUGUACAGUAAAUCAAUGUAGGUCGAAAUUUAAAUUUAUUACUUUAAAUUGGAUGACAAUACACCGCUUAAUAAAUUUGUUUUGAUUACUUUUAUCGUAAAAAUAAAUAUGAA
Messenger RNA from Bradysia coprophila, 1211 nucleotides. RefSeq names its product alpha-tocopherol transfer protein-like. Gene Ontology annotation, molecular function: phosphatidylinositol bisphosphate binding. Gene Ontology annotation, cellular component: membrane. The record is from RefSeq and is a predicted model, not a curated record. NCBI's taxonomy places the organism in Eukaryota, Metazoa, Arthropoda, Insecta, Diptera, Sciaridae.